Pristis pectinata (smalltooth sawfish) is the source of this 3802-nucleotide messenger RNA. It is a transcript of the gene crtac1b, whose product is annotated as cartilage acidic protein 1b. Gene Ontology annotation, molecular function: calcium ion binding. The record is from RefSeq and is a predicted model, not a curated record. The transcript is spliced from 15 exons. The coding region runs from base 63 to 1934 and encodes 623 amino acids. Lineage: Eukaryota; Metazoa; Chordata; Chondrichthyes; Rhinopristiformes; Pristidae. Gene Ontology annotation, biological process: axonal fasciculation.
GACAUGAGGCGGUGCGAGGGUAGGGUCCGGACUACGAGAGGGAGCGGUGGUUCUGUUGUUACAUGGGCAAGAGCUCUCGGAAACUGCACAGUUCCCGCCUGAAGCACGCCGCGAUGUUGCCUCUGUCACUCGCUGCUCUCUUCUGCCUGGUGCCGCCGGGGCUCCCGCAGAGACCCGAACCCAUCUUCACCGCCGCGACAGACUCCCUUCUCCCUCCCGAUUACGAUAACAACCCGACCCAGCUGAAUUACGGCGUGGCCGUGUCUGACGUGGACAACGAUGGAAGUCUGGAGAUAGUGGUGGCGGGGUACAAUGGCCCCAACUUGGUGCUCAAGUACGAUAAGGUCAGGAAGAGGCUUCAGAACAUAGCAGUCGACGAGUGGAGCUCCCCAUACUACUCCCUCCGUGAUCGCCAGGGCAACGCCAUCGGCGUGGCAGCCUGUGACAUUGAUGGCGAUGGAAGGGAGGAAAUAUAUUUCCUGAAUACUAAUAAUGCCUUCUCAGGCAUGGCCACUUACACCGACAAACUCUUCAAGUUCCGAAAUGGGAGGUGGGAAGACAUCCUGAGCGAUGACAUCAAUAUCCAUAGACGGGUGGCCAAUCACUUCGCUGGGCGAUCGGUGGCAUGUGUGGAUCGGAAGGGCACCGGGAAGUACUCUGUAUAUGUGGCCAACUAUGCCAGCGGUAACAUCGGCCCUCACGCACUGAUAGAGAUGGAAGAAGCCAGCAGCAACGUCUCGAUGGGAAUCAUCGCGCUUUCCAACGUGGCGGUAGAGGCGGGGGUCAACAAGUACACAGGUGGCCGGGGUGUAGCGGUUGGGCCGAUCGUGAGCUCCCACAACUCUGACAUCUUCUGUGACAACGAGAACGGACCCAACUUCCUGUUCAAGAACAACGGAGACGGCACCUUCACAGACAUCGCGGCAGAGGCAGGAAUUGAUGAUCCUCAUCAGCAUGGCCGUGGGCUGGCCCUGGCAGACUUUAACAGAGAUGGGAAGGUGGACAUAGUCUACGGCAACUGGAUGGGACCUCACCGCUUCUAUCUACAGACCACUGUGAAUGGAAAAGUCCGUUUUAGGAAUAUCGCCACGCAGAACUUUGCAUUGCCAUCACCAGUCCGGACAGUGAUCUCGGCAGACUUUGACAAUGACCAAGAGCUCGAGGUGUUCAUCAACAACAUCGCAUAUCGGGGUUCCUCAGCCAAUCGUAUCUUCAGGGUCUCACGCCGGGAAGGAGCAGAUCCACUGAUAGAGGAGGCCAACGCUGGAGAUGCUGCAGAGCCAACAGGACAAGGGACAGGUGCCGUGGCAACGGACUUUGAUGGAGAUGGGAUGCUGGACCUCAUCAUUGCCCACGGAGAGUCCAGGGCUCAACCACUUUCCGUCUUUAAAGUGACCCAGGGCUUUGACAACAACUGGUUGAGGGUCAUCCCUCGUACGAGGUUUGGGGCGUUCGCCCGAGGGGCAAAGGUCGUGCUGUACACAAGGAGAACCGGGCCCCAACUCCGCAUCAUUGACGGUGGCUCGGGCUACCUGUGCGAGAUGGAGCCAGUUGCUCACUUCGGACUGGGGAAGGAUGUGGCCACUCACCUGGAGGUGACUUGGCCAGGAGGCACGUUCGCCUCUCGAGGCGUCUCCCUCAGUGACAUGAACUCCACCAUCGAAGUGCUGUUUCCAGAGGAUGGAGGACAAGCCGGCAGCCUGGAGAUUGAGUGCGGACAAGGAUUUACAGCCGAUGGAAGAGGUCGCUGUACAGACGAAGAUGAGUGUGCCCGCUUCCCACUGCCCUGCCCCAGCAACAGGCCUAUCUGCAUUAACACAUUCGGGGGUUACAGGUGUCGCCCCAACCGGAGGUGCAAUCGGGGCUACGAGCCCAACGAGGACGGGACGGCGUGUGUGGGAAUUCCUGCCCGGAAGAUGUUGUCUUCCCUCUGAGACUUCGUUUCCAAGCAACAAGCAGCAGCUCCCUCCCACUGACCACACCAUCCCAAAUGGUCAGGCUGCACUUGGGAACAGAGGGUUACAGUUAAUGUUUCGAAUUGUAUUGAUUAGUAAGCUGAAGCAUUCCCACACCUGCUGAGUAUUCCCAGAAAGGUUUAUUUCAGAUUCCUGCUUGCCUGCUUUUGUUAAAUUCUGUAAUUCCAGGUAACCUGUCCCUUUUCUCUCUCCUCCUGAUCUCCCCAGUUUCCCCAGCACCCACUCCAGCCCCCAUCACCCUGAUUCUUUCCCCUCCUCCCACCCACUCCAUUUGCGCAUCACCCACACACCCCUCCCGCUGGGUCCCCUCCACUCUGAUUAAUAAAUUACCCCAAAUGAAAGAUUUUGUAGUAACUAACCUGAUCUCACAGAGUACCAAGGUGUUCUCUAGCUGACAAAGGAGUUUGGUUUGGUCACUAAUGUCAUGGCCAAUUUGUGUACAGCGUCCCUGACUACCUGGGCUGCCAGGGGUGGGGGUGGACACAGAUACGAUAGAGGCACUAGGAGGCUCUCAGAUAGGCACAUGAAUGUACAGAAAAUGUGAACUGACCCCCACCUCCCUCCCGUGAUUCCAGGCUCCACCUUCCUCUCCUAUCAGAUCCCACCAUCUGCAGCCCUCUGUCACCUCCCGGCCUCUGUCACUGUUCCCACUCUCCCCUCCUCCAUCUGCCUAUCCCCCCUCCUCACCUGGAUCUACCCAUCACCUGCCAGCUCUUGCCCUCACCCCUUCCCCUCACCUCUUCAUACUGACUAUCUCCCAUCUAUUUUUCAAUCCAGACAUCGUCUCGACCCGAAGCGUCAACUGUCCAUUUCCCCCCACAGAUACUGCUCGACCCGCUGAGUUCCUCCAGUUUUUGUGUUGCUCCAGGUUCCAGCAUCUCCCCUUUGUUUGAAUUGUGGUUGCUUUCAGCUGCGUCCUGAGAUAAGCUGAGAUACAAACUUUUCUUCUUUCUUCUUUUCUUUCUCUUCCUAACCAGCCCAAGUUGCGUACUUCGGAGGAGGUUUCUCGUCCGCUCCACAGCUCACUUGCCCUCUCUACCUACCCAUUGCGCUUCUCUCUGGCCUCGUCUACUGGCUCCAAGCCUGAGAUCCUGACCUGCUGCCCAGCAACUUGACACUUGGAACCCUCUGUCUUCCACUGCCUCAGCUGUCCACGGUUUGAACAGAAUUGAGAAAAAAAAUGGCAAAUGUUCUCUCUGUUGGUUUGCUACCUUUUGGUGCUCCAUGCAGUCAAAGUCCAGAUGAAUACACGAUCUCAGGCACACACAGAAUGUUCCCAUUGAAUGUUAAAAUUGCAGUGGGUGUCCCUUUGAUCUCCUUCUGUAGAGUAAUCCCAGGCCAGGCACACUUGAAUACAUCAAACCCAGGAGGUGUUUGAUCGGAAUUUGAUUGUAUGAUACCAGAGCGAUAAGCACAAAAGCCAGACAGUGAAGACCCAGAGGAGCAUUCACACAGUGCACUGCACUCCUGAUGUACACGUCACAUGUGCGUGUGGUCACACACACACACACACACACACACACACACACUCAUGCACAUAAGUGGACACACUAACAAGUAUGUGGACAUACAUGAGCACAUAAACAUGCAUGAUAUACAGACAUGUAAACCUAUAGGGACAUGCAAGAACAUAUACAGAUGUCCAGACAAACAUAUGCACACUUACAGAGAGGCACACACACAUAAGUGUGGAUAAACAAACUGCCUACACAACAUGCCUGUGCACACACACAUACACACUGCAACAUGUGGAUGCAUCUGCUUACAGGCACACACGCCUGCACAUACACACAUACACUGACACACACACCACACACACACACACA